UCAUGUCUGUUCUAAGGCUACCACCUUUACCAAGUCUAAGAGAUAUAUUGAAGAUAUAUAAAUUAACAGCUAUCAAACAACUUUCUCAGAAUUUCAUCUUGGAUACAAACUUAACAGAUAAAAUAAUUAGAAAAACAGGAAAUCUUGCUGAUUCUUGUGUGUUAGAAGUUGGUCCUGGACCGGGUGGAUUGACUCGAUCCAUUUUAAACCAGCGACCAAAAAAACUGAUUGUCAUAGAAAAAGAUACGAGAUUUCAAACUACGUUAGAUAUGUUGGCAGAUGCUUUCGCAUCAGUUAAUGGCGAAAUGCAAAUUAUUUUUGAUGACAUUAUGAAAGUAAACAUGAGUAAUUUGUUCCCUACAAGCGAAAUAAAAGCUUGGGAAGAUAAAUCACCGCGAAUUAAGUUAAUUGGUAAUCUACCUUUCAAUGUAUCAACACCACUCAUAAUAAAGUGGCUGAAAGCAAUUAGUGAAAGAACGGGAGCCUGGGAAUUUGGUAGAACAAGAAUGACACUAACGUUUCAAAAAGAAGUUGCUGAACGUUUAGUGGCUGAACCAUUAAACAUACAAAGAUGCAGAUUGUCUGUAAUGGCACAAGCUUGGACGCGCCCAAUAUUGCAUUUCAUUAUACCAGGCUCGGCCUUUGUUCCUAAACCAGAUGUUGAUGUUGGUGUUGUAACAUUUGUCCCCUUAAGUGUCCCACGAACAAAACACGAAUUUGGUAUUUUUGAGAAAGUAACACGGCACAUUUUUCAUUAUCGUCAAAAAUAUAGUAUACGUGGCGCUGAAACAUUAUUUCCUAUAGAACACCGAACUGAACUAGCACAAACGAUGUAUAAACUUUCUGACUUGGAUCCUCACCUAAGACCAGUACAACUGACGGUAGAAGAUGUAGAUAAACUUGUUAGUGCAUAUAAGUAUUUAUUAGAAAAGCAUCCAGAUAUAGAAUUCUAUGACUAUCGUUCAUCUCGACGCAUUAUAUCACAACGUCAUGCGAAGAAUAUUGAAAUUGUAGAUUGUACAGAUUUAUAAUCUAUAUACUAAA
This is a messenger RNA of Ceratina calcarata, 1044 nucleotides long. It is a transcript of the gene mtTFB1, whose product is annotated as mitochondrial transcription factor B1. The transcript is spliced from 3 exons. NCBI's taxonomy places the organism in Eukaryota, Metazoa, Arthropoda, Insecta, Hymenoptera, Apidae. The coding region runs from base 3 to 1031 and encodes 342 amino acids. Gene Ontology annotation, molecular function: mitochondrial transcription factor activity; rRNA (adenine-N6,N6-)-dimethyltransferase activity. Gene Ontology annotation, cellular component: mitochondrial matrix. The record is from RefSeq and is a predicted model, not a curated record. Gene Ontology annotation, biological process: rRNA methylation; transcription initiation at mitochondrial promoter.